AUGUCCACAAGCAGCAGCUACCGAAACACUGAUGAUGGCGAGGGGCUAUCCUCACCAUCACCGUCACCAACGCCACAACCAAGCGGUACGAAUGUCGUUCGAAUAUGGCUGCUUUUGAAGUUAUGCCGCCGCCGCCGCUGUUGGCUGGGGUGGCUGUGUGCGGUCAUUACGAAUGCAUACUUUCAAGUGUGUGUGUGCGUCGCUGAAGGUGCUGCCACCUUUGGCCUGGCAUUCAAGCUGGCUAUCUCUUUAAACUAUCUGCCUGACUUACUGCCUGCCUGCGGCCGGCCUGCCUGGCUGCUCUGUGAUGUUUGUAUCGUCGUGUAUGCGGGCGCUAAUGUCGCCGGUGCGGCAAACACCUUUAUCAGCGCUUACUCACGCUCACUCAGCGGCAUCGUCGAUCAGCAGUCUCAUGCAAUCAGGCGAUUGCCACCGUAUGCUGAGAGUGUUGCAACCGCUGCCACUUUGGCUAUCAGCAUUGCUGCAACUCACCCUAUCGAGCACUCUUACCGAUGUGCGCGCAUUCAUGCACCUCCAUGCCAUGCCAUGCUGCAGUCGCUCAAUGCAUCAAUACGCGCCUCAAUGCAGAAUUUUUGCAAUUUUGCCUUCAAGUGUCGAAGCGCCGCUUCAAUGCUUCCAGUCAAGCGCAAGCAUGAGCCGCCUAUUGAUUGGCAGUGGUGUGUACGCGCCUUGCCCUUCCCUCUCGCAUACCCGGCAGAUUCAUUAUAUUUACUACCCCCUUGGCAUGCCGCCCGCACGAUACUCAAUUCAAUGCAUAAAUACCAGCCACGUUUCCAUUUGGUGCGAGCCAAUGAUAUACUAAAGCUGCCGUACUCAACAUUUCGGACGUAUGUUUUCAAGGAGACGGAAUUCAUAGCCGUUACAGCAUAUCAAAAUGAGAAGAUUACUCAAUUAAAAAUCGAUAACAAUCCUUUUGCGAAGGGUUUUCGUGAUACUGGCGCUGGCAAGCGGGAAAAGAAUUACAAGCAAGCCCUCAUGUCGAAUCGCGGGUCCGAUUCGGACAAACUAAACCCAACACACGUCAGCAGCUCACGCGCCCCACUACAUUUGGGCCAUACGGGGCGACCACCGCACCACUUGCAUUCGCAUGCGGCGUUACACGACAAUCAAGUGGACGAUGAGGAUAAACUGUUGGAUGUGGUCGGACCACCGCAGAGUCCAUUAUUGCCUUUGAGUCAUUCGUUGCAGCAGAUGCAUGCGCACCAGCAAUCCGCCCUUGCAGCCUGGUUCAACCACUUGGCCGGUGCCGGUGAUCAUGCGAACGAAGAAGCUCUACGUCGUCGCCUACAAUCGGACGAUGUCGAACGUGAUGGUAGCGAUUCCAGCUGUUCGGAGAGUGUGGGCGGCAGCACGGGCGGCGCUUUCCGCCCCACUUCCUCGGGCAGUCCGAAAGAGAGUGCCGCUGGCGGUUUGAAUGCUGCCGGCGCAUAUCCUUCACCGAAUAUCUCAGUGGGACCACCGAUACACCCGUCGCCGCAUCUGUUGCCUUACCUCUAUCCACAUGGUCUCUACCCGCCACCGCAUCUUGGCUUGCUGCACAAUCCAGCAGCUGCGGCGGCCGCCAUGAACCCGGCCAGCCUCAAUCCAGGUUUGCUGUUCAAUGCGCAACUAGCGCUCGCCGCACAACAUCCCGCCUUAUUCGGACACUACUCAGGACAUACGCCCGUCUCACCGCUGCAGGGACUAAAGGGUCAUCGCUUCUCGCCGUACAGCCUACCUGGCAGUUUAGGUUCUGCCUUCGAUGCCGUCACGCCUGGUUCGAAUGCGAAUCGCGGUGGACCGUCAGGUGCGGGCGAUGCCUCGACCCUAGGACCUGGCAGCAGCGGACCCGGUAGCAGUAUAGAAAAUGGACCACGCAGUCUUAGCUCCAGUCCACGACCACGUGCCUCAUCAAACUCGCCACCCACGCGACCCAUUUCCAUGUCGCCAACGACGCCACCAUCACUACUCAAGCGUCAAAAUUCACCCUCAGAGCUGAAGAGUAUCGAGAAAAUGGUCAACGGGCUGGAAGUGCAACACAAUGGAAGUGGUAGUAGCGCUGGUCUCAACAUGGGCAUCGGUAUUGGCGCGCUGGUAAGUGGUGCCUUGGAGGAGUUGCAACGCAAGACGCCAACACAAGUGGAUCAGUGACAUUUGUUUGAUCGGGACGAAAACGACCGUUCGUCCGUCAUCGAUCUCGACGAUGUGUGACCGCAAGAGCAGGUUUUCUUGUUGCUUUAGUGGGUUCGUGCUGGAAUCCAUGUGACAAUUUGCUGCGCGGUAACAAUGAAGUUAAGGAGUUGGCAGUUAAUAUAGGCUGCGCCAAAAUAUGUCAAUUGCUUGUGCAUUGUGGAGUUCGACAACAACAACUCGAGUUAGACCACGGCUCUGCGCCAACGCACAUUGUCUUGUCUUGUAUAUACCAAUACACAUACAUGUAGUUUAAGUAGUGUAUAAAAUAAACAUAAAUGCGAGUAUAUUAUGUUGAAAAAAAAAAACUAUGUUCCACGUAUGAAUCCACAUGUAAACUUUGCGUUAGUUGACAUAAUUCAGUAGCAGAUAUGCAAGCACAAAUGCGCCGGUAUGAGAGAUAGCGCAGUUGAAGUAAAUACCACUUUAAAUUAGGUUCCACAAAAUCUGAAUUUUUUUUCAAAAAAAAAAAACUAUAGCAAUGCCAAACCUUUUUUUAUUGUUUAAGUAGCUAAACCGCAGGUUUAUUACUUAGUAGUUAUUAAUUUAGCCAAAUUUCAAUAAAUUUAUAUUUCAUACAUAUAUGAAUUUCAUACAUAUAUGAAAUCGAGUUUUCUAAUAUACAUAGGCUGUUUUUUUGACUUAGCCAGCUCAGCCCAUAUAAUUACAUACAUAUAAUAUUAUUGUAUGUACAACAUAUGUAUGUAUGUUCAAUUUAUAUACUCGAUUUCCUUUCCAAUUCACAUUUUUCACUCAGCCAGGUAUUAAUAGUUUUCACAGCGGCUUAUUUCUUAGUUUUCUUUUGCAAUUUCUCUUAAUACUUUGACAUACAAUCCUAUCUGUGUUUUACGCUUAGCUUUCAGUAGAAUAUCUUAACUGUUGUUUCUAAAAAUAUGCAAACUUUCCUUACCUUCCACAUAGCAUAUUUUUUACGCACUCUAAAGUUAUACUCAAACAUCACGUAGCUGUUAAAUGUUUUAUCAAUCGUAUCAGCUCCGCUACAAUCCACUUGUGUUCCACAUACGAUCCACACGAAUUGUCCGCUUUUUAGUUCUAUUUACUCGUCGCAACGCUGCCAGACGGUUUACUUCAAAAUUGUGUAAGUUCCACAUACAAUCCACGUGAAUUCGUACGCUUUAUAGUUAUAUUUACUCGUCACCAAACACUAACAAACAGUUUAUUUCAAAAUGGGUAUGUUCCACAUACAAUCCACUUACGUUUCACAUGCAUUUUACUUUGAAUUUUUGCUUUUAAAUUGCUAUCAAACCUCAUCCUACCAUUAAACAGUGCAUCUAGAAAUUCUGUUAGCUCCAAAUAGAGUCCACAGCUUGCAUGUUUGCUUCAACUGGCGCAUUUGUCAGCAAUAACUAGCGCUACAUGUCGUAAUAAUUUUAGUAAUUUCAUUUUUCAAUUUAAAUUUAGUUAACUUCUUAAGUUCUCAAACCAAAGAGUUACUUUCAUUGUAAAAAAAAUAUGAAUUUUUCUAACAAAACUUAUUAUUACUAAAAACCAUUAGUUGUUUCUACUUAUAUGGUCAACCAUAUAUUAAUAUUUGUAUAAAAAAAAAGAAUAUUUGUUAUGCUACAAAAUGCGCUGUCAACAACAUCUUCUCUAAACUGUUUCACACUAUUACGAAUCCACUGUAAAAUAAGUAGGGAAUCACCGUAUCUUAUCACUUUCUACUUAGCUUGAAAUGUGAGUGACUUGCCCCCCAGUAGCUAGUAGUAGUUUUAGGCGUGGGCGUGGCAUUAAAUAUUCACGCUCAGAGUAUUAUAAUUUAAAAUAAGACAUUGUAUAGAUGUACGAUUUUUUGCAAAUAAAAUUUAAAAAAACAAAAGGAUAUUAGAAAGUUGCACUUUUAACAAAUGCAUGUGUAUUAUUUAGUUUAAAUUGUUUUAAAAAAUAUUUUGUUUUUGUAACAGUUGAAUA
Molecule: messenger RNA, 4119 nt
Organism: Anastrepha obliqua
Lineage: Eukaryota; Metazoa; Arthropoda; Insecta; Diptera; Tephritidae
Gene: bi
Product: optomotor-blind protein
Exons: 7
Coding region: 1-2151 (716 amino acids)
Biological process (GO): positive regulation of DNA-templated transcription; regulation of transcription by RNA polymerase II; cell fate specification
Cellular component (GO): nucleus
Molecular function (GO): DNA-binding transcription factor activity, RNA polymerase II-specific; RNA polymerase II cis-regulatory region sequence-specific DNA binding
Source: RefSeq, a predicted model, not a curated record